Cuscuta epithymum is the source of this 1468-nucleotide messenger RNA. The record is from the annotation of a GenBank genome assembly. Lineage: Eukaryota; Viridiplantae; Streptophyta; Magnoliopsida; Solanales; Convolvulaceae.
GUUUAUUUAGACAGAGACGUGUAUUUAUAUACGCCUUCAGCUUUAAUAUAAGUUCAUGAUUCGAAGCCAUCCAAACGAAAGCUACUUUACUAGAACAGAAUCGAGCAGAGCUUACAGGCAUAAACACCCAGAGCAUGGCUACCAGUCUAUACAUUACGGCUCUGCUUUUGACGGCGGCGCUCUCCGCCGUCUCCUCCUGCCCGCCGUCAGAUAAGGCGGCGCUGCUGGCCUUGAAGAAUGGUCUGAAAGAGGUUAACUUGGGCAUAUUUAACACCUGGAAAGGUGAAGAAUGCUGCAAAGGGUGGUACGGAGUGAGUUGUGACCCGUCGACUCACCGAGUUGCUGACAUCAGCCUGCGAGGCGAAUCGGAAGACCCGAUUUUGGCGAACCAGACCGGGCACAUGACCGGUUCAAUCUCCCCGGCGAUUUGCAAGCUCGAGUGGCUCUCCAGCCUGAUCAUCGCCGAUUGGAAGGAGAUUUCCGGGCCCAUCCCGGAGUGUAUAACUUCGUUGAGCUAUCUCCGAAUCAUCGACGUCAUCGGGAACCGGCUCACCGGUCGGCUCCCGGCCGAUAUAGGCCGGUUGAGCCGGCUCACGGUGCUGAACGUGGCUGAUAACGCCCUCAACGGGCGGAUUCCGCGGUCAAUCGCGAAUCUCACUUCCCUGAAGCAUUUAGAUCUCCGGAACAAUCGAUUCUCCGGCGGGAUUCCGAGGACGUUCGGGCGGUUGAGAAUGCUGAGCCGGGCUUUGCUGAGCGGGAACCGGUUCAUCGGCCCAAUCCCGAACUCUGUUUCCUUCAUCUACCGGCUGGCUGAUUUGGACCUCUCCCUGAACCAGCUCUCCGGCCCAAUCCCGGAUUCGCUCGGGAAAAUGCCGGUUCUGGCCACAUUGAACCUCGACGGGAACAGAUUCUCCGGCAGUAUUCCGCCGUCGCUGCUGAGCUCGGACAUCAGCAUACUGAACCUGAGCCGGAACGCAAUCGGCGGGCACAUUCCGGACGCUUUUGCGGCGAAAUCGUACUUUAUGGUGAUGGAUUUGUCGUACAACAACAUAAGUGGGAACAUUCCGAGUUCGAUCAAAUCGGCGUCGUUUAUCGGGCACUUCGACGUCAGCCACAACCACCUGUGCGGCCAGAUUCCGAACGGGCCGCCGUUCGAUAACCUGGAAGCUUCGUCUUUUGAUUUCAACGAUUGCCUUUGCGGGAUGCCGCUUAGAGCCUGUAAAUCGUAACAAUUAUUAGCUUAGUACGUGUUUAUUGUUUGUUAUUGUAUUGAUAUUCAAGUUCGUUAUGAUAAUAUGCAUGUUUAAUUCAACUUUUUUGAGUAAGCUGUGAGGUUGACUUGAUAAGUUGAUUUACCUUUGUGUUCUUUAUUUUGUUAUUACUUGUGAUGAGUAACGUACUCGAUUUCAUGGGAGAGAGUAUACCAUUUAAAAUUGGAUUGGUAAUUAUGAGAGUACUUGAAUCUCUU